AUGGCUGACCAGAAUCUUAAUCAGACAUUCAGUUACCACUUGCAGAUCGCCAGUUUUGACAUCCCUACCCCAUUGAGCUACCCUGUGUUCACCAUGGGUCUCCUGCUCUAUCUGUUCUCUGUCUUCUGUAACCUGACCAUCAUGCUGUUGAUCGUCACACAGCGGACUCUCCACAAGCCCAUGUUUUACAGUCUCCCCCUGAACGACCUGGUAGGAAUCAGCUCUAUGCUACCCAGGGUGUUGGCAGACAUCGUGACACAGACUCACUCUGUGUAUUACCCCACAUGUGUUUUUCAAGCCUUUGUUUGUCACAUGUACGGGGGUGGUGUGCUUUUUAUCCUGACCGCCAUGGCUUACGACAGGUAUAUCGCUAUCUGCUGUCCACUGAGGUAUAACGCCAUCAUGAGUCCAAAUAACUUGAUGAAAAUCAUAAUUUUCAUGUGGCUCUUGGUCAUUGCUCUGAUUGUGGUUCUGCUGGCUCUGGUCACUCGCUUCAAGAUCUGCAGAACGACAAUAGUGGAUACGCAUUGUAACAAUCCGUCAUUGGUGAGGCUAAUUUGCGAUGACACACGUAUAAACAACUACUAUGGGUUGUUUAUAACAGCCGUCUUUCAGGGUGUAUCGUUGCUAGUGGUUAUAUAUACAUAUAUCCAGAUCCUGAUCACCUGUGUCAUGAAUAAGUCGUCUGAUGCCCGGAGCAAGGCCAUUCAGACAUGUGGUACGCAUCUUGUAGUGUUCUUAUUCUUAGAGUUCAACGCCUGCUUUGGCCUGAUUGCUCAUCGAUUUCAGCAAACAGACCCUUUCUUGAGGAGAGCAUUUGGAUUAUCAGUUAUGGUGUUCCCUCCCAUUCUGAAUCCCCUCAUAUAUGGUCUAAAAACUAAAGAAAUUCGCCAAAAUGUUCUGGGUUUCUACAAACGAAAGGUAUCUUCAGUUAAAUGAGAAGAAAUACUGUACAUGAACAUGUAUAAUACAUGGCAUUCGCUUCAGAUAGUUUUUAAGGCCUUCCCAAUAAAAGAAAGAUAUGCUCCUUUG
This is a messenger RNA of Coregonus clupeaformis (lake whitefish), 1032 nucleotides long. RefSeq names its product putative gustatory receptor clone PTE03. The transcript has 2 exons. The coding region runs from base 1 to 939 and encodes 312 amino acids. Gene Ontology annotation, molecular function: olfactory receptor activity; G protein-coupled receptor activity. Gene Ontology annotation, biological process: G protein-coupled receptor signaling pathway. NCBI's taxonomy places the organism in Eukaryota, Metazoa, Chordata, Actinopteri, Salmoniformes, Salmonidae. The record is from RefSeq and is a predicted model, not a curated record. Gene Ontology annotation, cellular component: membrane.